This is a messenger RNA of Chenopodium quinoa (quinoa), 2188 nucleotides long. RefSeq names its product LOB domain-containing protein 1-like. Lineage: Eukaryota; Viridiplantae; Streptophyta; Magnoliopsida; Caryophyllales; Amaranthaceae. Bases 1169 to 2035 code for a protein of 288 amino acids. The record is from RefSeq and is a predicted model, not a curated record. The transcript has 2 exons.
AUCGCAACGAUUAAAAUCGCAAAUUGAAUUCGCAAAUUGCAUAUUUCAUACCUUAAUUAGUAGGAGAAGACAGAAGAGAGAGAAGCAGGUGGACCGUAGGUGCCCUGGAUCGCAAAUUCUAGUCGCCUGGUGCCCUGGUGUACUGGACGGUGGUCGGAGACUCAGAGUCUCAGAGGAGACAGUCAGACAGGAGAGGGGAAGAAAGAGUGGAGAAAGGCUGAGAGGAUUAGAGGAAUUAGGGUUUUUUUUAUUUUUCAUUAUAUACCUAGGGUAUUUAGUUUUGGGCCAGGCAGGGGUUUUUAGGAUUGGGCUUAUAAUUCGGUUUGGUUCGGUUUUGUUCGGUUUUUCAAUUUCCCGAACCGAAACCGAACCGAAAACCGAAUUUUUUUUAUUUUUGACACCGAAACCGAACCACCCUCCCAAAAAACCGAACCACAUUCCUUAUUCGGUUCGGUUUUUCGAUUCGGUUCGGUUUUACACCGAUUCACUUUCACCCCUACUUAUAAUGUUCAUAAUGAGAGAUAUUAAUCGUUAAAAAUGUGCAUUGGCAUACGUGAUAAUAGAAAGAUGUCAACUAAAAAAACCGAGUUUUUUUUUUUUUUUUUUUUUUUUUUUUUUUUUUUUUUUUUUUUGCAUGAUAAAAGUUCAAAACCCCUCCACUCUUUGAGCUCCACGUACAGUACAUUUAACUAGAGUUUUUAUGCAACAGUUCCCGGUCCUUAAGUUGAUUGUUGUUUUUCAAAGAAAUCAAGAGAUCUGAAAUCUUAAUUUGUCGAAAAAAAGAGAGAUCUGAAAUUCUAAACUUAUUGUUUCCAAAAAAAAAAAAAAAAAAAAAAUCGAAUAAAUAAAAUUCUAAACUUAUAAUUUGGAUAAGAGGAAUAAUAUUGUUUAAGAAUUUUGAACUCGAAGUACUAAUAUUGACUCGAAAUAGUUUCAUGCUACUAAACCAAAGGUUAUUGUUCUAGAUUUCUAGAAUAAAGAAAAACGGUGUAGGAUAGACUUAUAAAUUCCAAAAGUCUACCAAAUUUCUAAUUUCCAUACCCUUUAUUUGAAAAAAAAAGAUAUGUGAAAACCCAAAACUACCAUUAGCCAGACACUUCUCUACUUGGAAAAAGACCACCACCCAAAGGCCACGUAAACCCAAAAAAUUGGGCAAAUUAAAUACUAGAUGACGCAUCCAAGACUUAGCUUACGUAAUCCUGACCAAAAAACUUUCUUCCCGGGCUAUUCCUUAAUUUUUCUUCAUACACAUAAUGACUAUAUAUAUGUACAUCACUUCAUGUACUUUGCUAACCAAAAUAUUCUCAUUUCACAAUUCACACCAGCAAACCAACACAACUUCAUCCUCUCUUCAUUUUCUUUUUCUCUAAAAAUAAUAAUAAUGGAAGGUAGCACUAGCGAUAUUGUAAUGUCAUCACCUGUAGGAGGGGGAGCAUCGCCGUGCUCCCCCCAGUCUCCAAACUCUCCUCCUUCUUGUGGCCACGGACACCAGACAAGUUCUGGUAGUCCGCCGGUUAUAAUGAGCCCGUGUGCGGCUUGUAAGAUCCUUCGACGUCGUUGUGCUGAUAAAUGUGUGUUGGCUCCUUACUUUCCUCCUACUGAUCCCCUCAAGUUUACUAUUGCUCAUAAGGUCUUUGGUGCUAGCAAUAUCAUCAAGUUGCUCCAGGAUCUUCCAGAAUCUCAACGAGCCGAUGCAGUAAGCAGUAUGGUCUACGAGGCGAAUGCUCGGCUUCGUGAUCCGGUCUACGGAUGUGCCGGAGCAAUAUGCCAGCUUCAGAAACAAGUUAGUGAGUUACAAGCAGAACUAGCAAAGGCUAAGGCAGAAGUUGUGAACAUGCAAUGUCAACAAGCUAAUUUACUAGCCUUUAUUUGCAUGGAAAUGACACACUCUCAAGAUGUUGUCAUGCCUAACACUACGUCCUCAUCGUCGCCACCACAAGACCCGUACGAGACGAGCCCUAAUAAUAACAGUUUCUUGAAUUUCUACGAUGAUAACAACACGUUAAGCUCAGUUUGGGAGCCUCUUUGGACUUAGAAGAAAAUUUGAUAUGAUAUUUGAUGUUAGACAUUUUUUUUUCAACAAAAUAAGCCUAAAAUUCUUACUUAGGAAAGAAAUUAAAUGGGACAAAAAAAGUUGUUUCAUUAAGUCAUAGUUUUAUUAGAAGAAGAGAGACUUUGAAAUUGGAAA